Oncorhynchus nerka (sockeye salmon) is the source of this 1450-nucleotide messenger RNA. It is a transcript of the gene slc38a11, whose product is annotated as solute carrier family 38 member 11. Gene Ontology annotation, biological process: amino acid transmembrane transport. NCBI's taxonomy places the organism in Eukaryota, Metazoa, Chordata, Actinopteri, Salmoniformes, Salmonidae. The transcript has 12 exons. Gene Ontology annotation, molecular function: L-amino acid transmembrane transporter activity. The record is from RefSeq and is a predicted model, not a curated record.
AUGAGUGCAUACAUCUUCAUACUGGUCCUCCGUUUGCCAUGCUCCUUGAACCAGGAAGGCCUUCCCUUUGACAUUUUGCUCCUGGUUUUGGCAACAUUUAUUACAGACUACUUUAUCAUCUUGUUGAUAAAAGGAGGGAAUCUUUCGGAGACAAAAAGCUACCAGUCACUUGUACGUAGAACUUUUGGUUUCACCAGAUUUUUGCAUCUGUCUUUAUUUGCAGUUCAUAUUGCUAUGAUCAGCUACAACAUCAUAGCUGGUGACACAUUGACCAAAGUAUUUCACAGACUACCUGGAGUUGGGCCGGGCCACGCACUUGCAGUGAGACAUUUUGUCAUCUCAGUAUCCACCAUUCUGUUCACGCUUCCUCUGUCUCUUUUCCUGAAUACAUCGAAGCUGGGAAAGGUGUCCUUACUGUCCCUGGUGUUGACUCUUUUGAUCCUUAUCCCUGUUAUCAUCAGAACAGCUACCCUAGGACCAUAGAUUCCCCCGACACUGAAUGCAUGAGUAUUUACACGAUGGAAUGCAAUUUAGGCUGUUGGUGUUGUCUUUUAUGUAGCUUUGGACUAUCACAACAGCUUUAUGAUCUAUGGCUCUCUGGAAGAACCAAGUCUUGGUCUCGUGUCACUCACUUCUGUUGGUUCUUCUCUGAUUGUCAGUGUUCUGUUUGCUGUUUGCGACUGCAGCACCUUCACUGGGUACACGCAAGGUAAAAUCUUUGAAAACUACUGCAGGAACGAUGACCUGGCUAUGUUUGUUUACUUCUGUCUUGGCAUCAGUAUAAUAACAACUUGUCCUCUGGAGCGUUUUGUGACUCGAGAAGUAAUAUCCAAUGUUUUUUUUAAUGGGUCUCUCAACAACCGUGCCCAUGUGGCUGUCACCUUGCUUAUAGUUGCAGUGUUUACAUUGCUAUCCUUGGCCUACGACUGUCUGGGUAUUGUUCUGGUGUUAAAUGUAAGUCAGAUGUCCUUUGAAUUGUUGUGACUUAUUUCCCUACUCUGGUACAACAUGUAAGACUGCAGAAAAAUGUAUUAUGAACUCUGCAAUGAAUGUGUGUGUCACAAUUUACUAUUUGACUAUGAUGUUUGUGUGAUAAUGUGCCAAUACGCAAUGCAUUUAUCAAUUUGUAUAUCAAAUUGUGAAACAGUGAAGUUCCACCUUGAAUUGUGCAUGUAUUUACCUACCACAUGAUGUCGCUAUAACAUGAAUAAAACGAUCAUAAAAAGGCUCCAUUUGAAAACUAGGCUACCUACAGUAUUGUCUUCUUGCCUUAAUGUCAUUAUUCACCCUUCAAUGAUUAAAAAGGGGUGUUUUUCCCAAGUACUGGGGUAACAUGGGAAAAGCAUGUAUCGAAAAAAUAACUAACUCAAUGAAGUUACUUGUAGAUGGUUUGGGCAUGAUUUGAAAUAUGGUAAUUUAGGUACCACUGACUUGCAUUGGAUCACCUUAA